AUGGUAUCCCUUACGCCAAACCCCCGGUUGGAAGUCUACGGUUUGCUAAACCGCAACCAAUACAGGGGCCUUCAAAACUAUAUACAGGGUAAUUGGACAGUACCCAGCGAGGACUGUUUGACACUAAACAUAUGGUCGCCAACUGUGGCAAAAAACAUCCGAUUUAUGCGAACACCACUCAAACCCGUAAUGUUUUUCAUAUACGGCGGGGGACUGAGUUGGGGGUCAAUUAAUUCAGUGAACAACGACUUUAGUUGGUAUAAUGGCAGUGUGUUUGCCGCACAGGACAUCGUGUAUGUGGCCGUCAACUAUAGAUUAGGACCCUUUGGCUUCCUAUACGGCGGGGACGAGUCAGCCCCGGGAGAUGUGGGCUUUCAUGACCAACUUUUGGCACUCAAAUGGGUAAGAGAUAACAUCCAUGAAUUCGGUGGGGAUAGGGAUCAGAUCACUAUAUUUGGUGAGGGGGCCGGCACUAAGGGUGUGUCGGGACUGGUAUUGUCUCCCUUAGCGAAAGGUCUGUUUAAGAGGGCUAUACUGGAGAGCGGAUCCAUUUUAAAUAANUUCGGUGGGGAUAGGGAUCAGAUCACUAUAUUUGGUGAGGGGGCCGGCACUAAGGGUGUGUCGGGACUGGUAUUGUCUCCCUUAGCGAAAGGUCUGUUUAAGAGGGCUAUACUGGAGAGCGGAUCCAUUUUGAAUAACAAGAAAAGGGCUGUAUAUUGUUUUAGACUUCGGAAUAGCCGUCGGUUUGUUAACCGGCGUUUUCAGUUAACAUUAGAAUGCGUAAUGAGCACCAAAUACUUUGAUGAGGGGACUGACUACUUGCCACAAUUACCUAUCAAUAUAUUUAAGGGACAUGAUUAUAGCACCGAUGUGGACAUAAUGGCGGGGGUAACACAAGGUGAUGGCGCCGACUCGGUUGCUAUUGCCAUACCAGCCCUGUUGGGUAACUUAACUCAAGACUUGUUCACUGAGUUGGUCAAGAAUUUUACCCAGGGCUAUAAGGAUAUUGACUAUCAGUCUGUGACAAGAUUUUAUUUGCAAAACGUGGACACAAGUAGUUCCGAUGCACUUCGAGUAGCCUUUUAUAACCUCUUCGAGGACCUGACUAUCAAGUGUCCGACCUAUCUAUUUGCCAAGAAUUAUGCCAUACAUUCCCCCCAACGCAACGUGUAUUUCUUUGAACUCACUUAUAUGAGCCAAAACUCCCCCAAAUGGGGGUGUGUUGACUCACAUAUGGGUAUUUGUCACGGAUCUGAAGUGGAGUUUGCGUUUGGGUUACCCCUCAUAUAUCCGGAUACUUAUAGCCAAGAAGACGUUGAUUUCGCGGGAUAUGCGACCAAAUUGUGGACUGAUUUCGCUAAAACUGGAGUACCCGAACCUAAAUGGCCCAGGCUUAUUGGCAGUAAGUAUAAUGAGUCCAUUAUUAAAGACUUGAAUCCAGCUCAAAGGGAUCGUGUCUUAUCUGUGCAAAUAUUUACAUACCAGGCCCACAACCACGACUAUAGCGGGUGCGGGCAUAGCUACCUGUGCUUCGGGAUGCCUGAGUCUGACUGUAUCCGGCAAACCAAUUGUACAGUCCUUUUGAAGGUAUGGCCGUCAGAAAAGGGCACCAAAUUUGCUGUCAAUUGGCACCUGAAUGCCGGAAUACAGAGCCAAUACGUGGCCACCGGUCUGUCCGCUGACAAUAUGAUGGGCAACGACUCGGUCACCGAAUGUAUACUAAAUAGGGAUAACGGAGCGCCUGUUGAGCGCCAGGGGCUCACAUUUGGUGGGAAGGAGUUCGGUGUAAAUACCGUACAAAUGGAUGGUAUCUCUGAGGUUAAGACCAGUUAUUCGGAUGAUAUGUUGAGUUGCGAGUGGAUCCGAGCCAUACAAACCCGCGUAAAUGACCUGGAGUUUGAUUUGACCAAGAAUAGCUAUUAUGUUAUGUUAGCUUAUGGACCCGUUAAUAGUAAAGGUACGAGAUAA
Molecule: messenger RNA, 1968 nt
Organism: Oppiella nova
Lineage: Eukaryota; Metazoa; Arthropoda; Arachnida; Sarcoptiformes; Oppiidae
Source: the annotation of a GenBank genome assembly